Molecule: messenger RNA, 219 nt
Organism: Microthlaspi erraticum
Lineage: Eukaryota; Viridiplantae; Streptophyta; Magnoliopsida; Brassicales; Brassicaceae
Source: the annotation of a GenBank genome assembly
AUGGCAUUCGCUGGAAAAGAUCCACUAAGAGCUCCAAUAUCUCUUGCUCUAGACAUAGAGGUGUAUGCGAACUCGAUCGAGUCGGUCUACAGAGGACUUGGUCGAGCUAGACUUACAACGGGUAGAAAGAGGGUUCAGAGGUCACAGAGGGUACAAGAGGAACCUGAGGUGCUUGUUGCUGAUACAAUGGAUGUACCAGAGGGGAAUGUGAUAAUAUGA